AUGAACUCCCUUCUGCAGGAGACAGACUUGGAGAAGGAGGAGCAGGGAAUUAAGUCCGGCCCCAGCCCAGCCCUCCGUAAUGGCAGGACUGACCGAGAGCGAGUGACCAUGGAGACGCCCGAGGCCAAGCAUAACGCGCCGCCGCCGCCUGUUUACCUGGAGAAAGGCAGCGGUAGGGCAGGGGCUUCGCAGCAGCCGCCAGCAGGGCCAACCCCGCGGCCGGCCCCGGUUCUCCAGGGGACUCAACCAUCCGGCCUCGCUGUACAAUACGGAGCGCCGCCCGGAGGCGCGAGGCCCGAGGCUUGGAAGCCAGGGACCCAAGACUCCCGAGACAGAGGCUGGGGAACCCGGCGCAACUGCCCGAGUCCGACCCUCGGCCCGGCCAGCAAAGCCCGGACUCCAGGACCUAGCACGGGUGGCCCCUCGGAAACACGGGCCUGGCCCGAGCAGCCCACCCUCCGGCCCGCCGGACUGUCCAGGCACGGAGGCGCCCGCCCCGCCGCGCCCAGUGGGAGCCGGACAGCUGCCUGGGGCUGCCACCGGCCCUGCUGGUUCUCCCGCACCUCGACGGCCGUCCACGACCCGGGGCAGGCGUGCCUCACCUGCCGAGAGCGCCGCGCUCACAUCGCCCGCCCGCGGCGCCCCCUCCGCGCCGCCGGCGCCAAGCCCGUCACCGCAGCCCCGGCUGCCGCCCAACCCGCGCCCCCGCCCCCGGAAGCGCUCCCGGCCCCGCCCCCUCGGCGCCAGCGCUUCCGGGCAGGCGCGGAGGAGGUCUCCGGGAGCGGCCGCGGCUCUGUGGACCGCAGCCUUCCGCCCCAUGCCCUCUUCGGCGCCCCCUGCUGGCUGGAGGAGGGUCCUCAGCGGAGCGCGCCCGGGGACUCCCGGAACCGAUUGGCUGGGAAAGCAGUACCCUUGACCCGCUGUCAUUGGGGACCUCCGCCCACCCCGGCGCUGCCCGCUCCUUUCGACACUCUCAAGCCCGCAGCUCUUCCGGCGCCCGACCCUCACCCGAGCCACGCCGGCCGGGCAGCCGAAGGCAGUAAGGUGCAGUGGUUAUGA
Messenger RNA from Choloepus didactylus (southern two-toed sloth), 1059 nucleotides. RefSeq names its product basic proline-rich protein-like. Lineage: Eukaryota; Metazoa; Chordata; Mammalia; Pilosa; Megalonychidae. The transcript is spliced from 4 exons. The record is from RefSeq and is a predicted model, not a curated record. The coding region runs from base 1 to 1059 and encodes 352 amino acids.